CCCACAUGUCACUCGCACUUGCACUUACACUUGCAGUCCAGGGAGGGACUACCUUGCCUCAACGGAGAGAGCGGUGCAACUCACCUUACCAAGUUGGCUUACCUACAUGCAGAAGGGACGGGAGGACGUGGGCCAGAAAUAAUGGCAGGGGCCAACCGAUCCGAUGGGAUCAUGGGAUGGCAGGCACUGUUGGCCCGUAUGAGAUGCACGGGGUUGGAUCAUGAGCAAAGAGCCCAGAUACAUC
This is a messenger RNA of Colletotrichum phormii, 244 nucleotides long. RefSeq lists its product as uncharacterized. NCBI's taxonomy places the organism in Eukaryota, Fungi, Ascomycota, Sordariomycetes, Glomerellales, Glomerellaceae. Bases 6 to 224 code for a protein of 72 amino acids. The transcript has a single exon. The record is from RefSeq and is a predicted model, not a curated record.